This is a messenger RNA of Chrysochloris asiatica (Cape golden mole), 429 nucleotides long. It is a transcript of the gene RLN3, whose product is annotated as relaxin 3. Bases 1 to 429 code for a protein of 142 amino acids. Gene Ontology annotation, molecular function: hormone activity. The transcript is spliced from 2 exons. Gene Ontology annotation, cellular component: extracellular region. The record is from RefSeq and is a predicted model, not a curated record. NCBI's taxonomy places the organism in Eukaryota, Metazoa, Chordata, Mammalia, Afrosoricida, Chrysochloridae.
AUGGCCAAGCGCACGCUACUGCUGCUGCUGGCAGUGUGGGUGCUGGCUGGGGAGCUGUGGCUGCAAGCUGAAGCCCGGGCUGCACCCUACGGUGUGAAGCUUUGUGGCCGCGAGUUCAUCAGAGCAGUCAUUUUCAUCUGUGGGGGUUCAAGGUGGAGACGGGCUGACGUCUUGACCCAUGAAGCUAUGGGGAACACCUUCCCAGAUGCAGAAGUUGAUGCAGACAGCCUGGCAGGCGAGUUGGAUGAGGCAGUGGCCUCCAGUGAGUGGUUGGCCCUGACCAAACCCCCCCAGACCUUCUAUGGUAGCCAGUCCAGCUGGCAAGGAAGCCCAGGGGCUCUGCGGGGUGGCCGAGACGUCCUGGCUGGCCUCUCCAGCAACUGUUGCAAGUGGGGCUGCAGCAAGAGUGACAUCAGCAGCCUCUGCUAG